AUGGCGGCCAUUUUUGGAGACUUAGUCGUCACGCUGUGGUACAGAGCUCCAGAAGUCUUGCUUCAGUCCAGCUACGCCACCCCUGUGGAUCUCUGGAGUGUUGGCUGCAUAUUUGCAGAAAUGUUUCGUAGAAAGCCUCUUUUUCGUGGAAGUUCAGAUGUUGAUCAGCUAGGAAAAAUCCUGGAUGUAAUUGGACUCCCAGGAGAAGAAGACUGGCCUAGAGAUGUUGCCCUUCCCAGGCAGGCUUUCCAUUCGAAAUCUCCCCAACCAAUUGAGAAGUUUGUAACAGAUAUUGAUGAACUAGGCAAAGACCUACUUCUGAAGUGUUUGACAUUCAAUCCCACCAAAAGAAUAUCUGCCUACAGUGCCCUGUCUCACCCAUACUUCCGCGACCUGGAGAGGUGCAAGGAAAACCUGGAUUCCCAUCUGCCGCCUGGCCAGAACACCUCGGAGCUGAAUACAGCCUGAGGCCCCAGCGGCUGCCUUGCGCUGAUUGUACCCACAACGCCCUUGGUGGCUGGCAGGUGCCCCGGGAAGGCUCCACAGAGCUGAUGAGGAUCAGCGUCCGGAGGCCUUGCAGCCGCCAUCUUCUGGAUGGGCUCUGCUUUUCCAAGGAAACCGCCUAGUUUACUGUUUUGAAAUCAAUGCAAAAAUGAUUGCAGCUUUAUGUUUGUUUGUUUGUGUGUCUGUCUGUCUAUUUCAAGAACCUGGAAAAAUUCCAGAAGAAGAGAAGCUGCUGACCAAUUGUGCUGCCGUUUCAUUUUUCUAACCUUGAAUGCUGCCAGUGUGAAAUGGGCAAUCCAGGCACAGCUGAGUUAUGAUGUAAUCUCUCUGCAGCUGCCGGGGCCUCGUUUGGUACUUUUGAGUGAGUGUGUGUGUGUGUGUGUGUGUGUGAGUGAGAGAGAGAUUCUGUGAUCUCGUGUUACUUUUUGUAAGCGACAUAGAAUAAUUGAAUUUUAAAGACUCAAGAUGACUGAUAAAUAAUAUUGACUGAAGGUGAUUCAUCAGAAUGGGUUUCUCAAAUUAGAAAGUUGAGCCUAUGUCCUCAGCAUUUCUUUUCUGGCCAAAAGCCGUAAACUUGCUAGCAGUAAAAGAUUCACUAUCUAGUUGAAGUUUGAUAUACACAGCAAAAAGAAAGAAAAAAAAAAAAACCAGUAUCUUUUAAGAGAUUUGUUUUUAAAAGCACGCAUUCUACUUACUCUUCAAAAAGCUGAAUUUGCUCAUUGUAAGUCAGUUUUAACCUUCUGUAAAAUACUAUACUUCAUUGUUUCUUUUGGAAAAUACCUUGUAAGCUUUUUAUUACUUGCUGUAGAUUUAGGGAGUGUACCUCAAAUAGGAAAAAAAAAAUUUUAAAAAAUAGAGAAAGCCUUUAUUUCCUGGUUUGAAAUUUCUUUAGUUCCUUUUUAUUUUUUGUUGUCAUUUUGUUUUGUUUUUGUUUUUAGGGAUUUGUCUGAAACUGUUUCCUGUUUUGGUUUGGAGAGUAGUUCUCCCUGCCUAGAGACAAGAAUGCCAUUUAGGUUUCCCGCUCCCAUUACACUGUACUUUCUAUCAUGCACUGCCUUGUUUGCAAAGUAUCCAUCUUGUCUAUCCCCCAGCACCUCUAAUAUCUGUUGACACCAUUACAUAACUAAUCACAGAUUGCUUAAGCUAUUCCCACGCACCACCUGCUUUCUUGCUUUCAAUGAACCUUUCAUAAAUACGCAGAGUCGGAUUAUGGCUCAUGGCCGCAGUUCCACAGUCCUAGCAAGGUCCGUAUGUUCUCACUCUAAUUUUGAUCUUCCUACAUGGUGUUCACUGUUGUUACCUAGGAAAUGUGCAGAAUACUUGUUCUGCUCAAUCACCAGCACAGACUGCUUUAAACUGUUACUUACCAUUUUACAUUUUAUAGAAUGUAUUGCCAGUGCAGUAGCCAAGGCAAUGUUUUUAAAAAUCUAUACUUACUCUAUAAAGUGGUCUUUCCCCAUUCUCCAGGCUUUGCUUGCUUUUAAGUGCCUUGUGCACACCCCAGCUCUCUGCAGAGCCAGUCCGCCCCUGCCUUUGAGAACAGCUUUGCUUUUUCUCUUGCUGUUUUCCUGCCUUCUACGGUACUAGAAGUACAGAGAUUCUAUACUAUCUCCGCCUUAAACGUGGUUUAGUGCUCAAACAGUUGGCCUUAGUAACUAGAAAACACAGAAAUGAAGUAUCUUUUGGGAAGUCUAGCUACUUUUGCUGUCUAAGUCAUGUUUUGAAUGUGUGCAACAGUUAGACCAUGUUCGGAGUUAGGACUUUCAAAGAAUGGACAUUGCCUCACUCAGGAGAAAAUGUUCCAGAUAAUAUUUAUUCAUUGUAAAGCCUUACUAAAUUCUUGACAGCUUAAUAUUGCAUAUGACUGUCUUGAACAAGAGAAAAAUUAGGAGACGUUUCUCCCAAUGGCUUUUUGGGUUGAGAACCAUUCUUUUUUUUUUUUUUUUUAAUAUAUGCUUUGUUAACAUUGGUCUAAUUCAGUAGUUUGAAGAAAAGGAAAUUUUUCCUAACACAAAAUAAGAAUGAGAAGAUGGGCCAUAAGGAUGUUUUAUACUUUCUUCAUGGGACAACAUUGAAGAGUUCUGUCGUCACUAUAAAUGCUUGAGAUAUAAUGGCUUCCGAGCAUUCAGCCCAAAUUGUUCUCAGUCUCACCUGGAAAGGUGAGUUCUGCCUUUCCUUUGAUCGGGGAUCAAAAUACAAAGACAUUUUUGUUGGAGCUUGCAAAUUCAAUUUUAAAACUCACUGCACUGAUCUCCUCAUGAGCUGUUUUUGGUCAGUCUCCAUGGCUAGAGUGAAUGAACAUAACUUUAGUUUUUGCUUUUGCAAAAGUUUAUCAUAAGUUAGCUCAAGAAAAAUGCAGCUGUUCUGAACUGGAAUUUUUUUCAGCAUUCUUUAGGAUUUUAAGUAGAGAGCUCAACUUUUAUUUCUAGCAUAUGCUUUUGGCUUAUUUCUCAGUAGCAUUUGUAAAGAAAAAUUAAGUACAAACAUUUUGUCAUGAGAUGCUUGGAGAAUUAUCCAAUUUUGCCAAGAGCAUGAGAGGGAAUCUCGGCCUUCCUGAACUUCAUUAAGAGUGUGUCCCCAGCUCACCCUCAGGGUGGCUGUUGCAGUCGAGUGAUUACUCUCCUUUUACGUCUUGUAUGUCAUGCUCACCAUUCCUGAAACCCAGGUCCCACACAAGCAGCCUUGCCAUCAGGGCAUUUUGAAGCAUAACAGCAGAAAAAGAGCUUGCUGAAUACAGCUUAUUCUUCUGUGACAUAUGGUUUCAAACAUCUUUGCCAAAAGUUAGGCAGUGGUUUGCUGAAAAGGUCAUACUGCCCCAGAGUUACACUGAAGCAGCUUAUAGAAAGUAAAAAUAUGGUGACAGAUUUGGAAACACGUUUUAAUUUCUUAGUAGGACUAGAGCAAGAAUGUGCCUGAUAGUUUCUGUAUGAUGUUUGGUUCUGGUGGCCCUCUCAUUUUGGGAGCUCUUGUGCAGGGUGGAGAGUAGCGAACCAUGAUUUUAAAAAAAGGAAACCUGUCCAUUUAGCCAUCAUAAGCUAUCACAUGACAAAGAGCGAUAAAGGCCUAACCUUAAAAACACAAUUGACAAAAGGCUUGUUAAGAACCCAGUGGUUUGGAGCCUCCCACUCUGUCCCUCCUUUGAAGUGGAUGGGAACUCAAGGUGCAAUGCACUCGUCCUGAAAGAAAGCUCCAGGCAUUUCAGCUGUUCUCAUGAUUUUCUCUUGGGAAGCACACAUCGUGAAUAGCCAACUUCUCAUUUAGCCCUAGAUGACUUACUGGAAUUGUUGAAAAUUAUUCAUCUAAGAAUAGGAUCUCAGAAUUUUAUUUUUAAGAAGAAAAGAAAAUUGCACAGACGGUUAAUAUCUUAAAGAAAAAGUAGAAAUGAACAUAGUUCUAUAGUUUGACUCCAGAAUGUGGUACUGUCUUGGAGAGAAAACUCUUAAAUAGUACCUAACAUUUUGAACCUCAAAUUAUGUAUUUGGAUUGACUUUUUAAGUAACUAUAGCUGGUUCUCUUAAAAGUGGUGCCUGUUAAACUCAGUAAUAGCAAUUCUUGUUCCAUUAAGGAAGUUAAAUCAUGUAAGCUUCCUAACAUCAUAAAUACAUUAAAAUUCAUCUAUCCAAAGAAUUGCUGCCUUUUUAUUAAGUGACAACUUGACUAUUUUUAUGGUAAGCAUAUGAGAGGGUCUCACAGUUUUCAAAAGCAGGCUUUUGUUGCAUAGUUGGGUAUAGAAAAGAAUAAUGUUAAAAGUUAAUAUGCCACCAUAAUUACAUAAUUGUGUUAAUACAAAAACUACAGAAUAUUUAUCUUGGAAAGAAAAUAUUAAAAUAUUAUUAUAAAUACUUAGAUAUUGAUAGAAUGCAAAAGAAUGCAUGUGUUACACUGUAAGAGAAAAAUAAAGAUGUUAUAUGAUUUCUAAAUCUUUAAAAAUUAUUCAUAAAACAGUGGGCAAUGGAUAGAGGAAAUUCUGGAGAAAACGAAGGUAUUCAAAGAAGGAUAAUUUCAAAGUUAAUGUUGAAGGAUAUUUGUUGUUAACAAAUACAAGAAUUUAUAUUAAAAUUACCUGGUAACUGGACUUGAUACAUUCAAAGACAAGUUUUAUGGAGAAGCUAUUCCAAGCACAGUUACCAUUUUAUAGGUUGAGCUGAGCAAACUAAACCAUAUUCCCUCCCUUCAUGGGGAUCUUCAUGAGGCUAUAUUUGUUACACAUCCCUAAGAAUAUUUUUAAAAAAAAAAUUGUAAUUUUUAAAAAAUAAAACAGAUUUUUAAAAGGCAUAUGCUUCCUGUGCCACCAGGAUUUUUGAAAAAUUGUGAACUUCGCUCAGAACCACUUACCAUGUACAUUAAAUUUAUUCAGGUAUAUAAUUAGCAAAAUAUUUACAGGUUUCUUCUCCACAGUGGAAAAACUCCUUGAGGCUACCAAAAACUUGUUAAGCAAUUGAAGGCCUUAGAUAAUUAGUAAGGGUGUUUUACUGAAAAGCAUGAGAGAAUAGCAUUUUCGUUUCUUACUGGCUCCCUUUUUUAUAUCAGUGCAGUUCUCAACCCAGUUUUGUUGGCCAUUUGGUACGUACGUAUAUCUCAAGCAUUUCUAACUUGUAUUUUUUCAGAAAAUAAAUCAAAAAUACUCCUUUGGCCUUCUCCAUCUUCUGCCCUUUGCAAACAACAGAAAUGUAGAAAUAGAAAGGGGCUGAUUUUUAAAUUUUUUUUUCUCAAUUUUUAAACAAAGUAUCAAUCGGCUUUUCAAAAUGUUUUCUUUUUAUUAGCAUUCCCAGGAAGUUAAUUCAGAUAAAUGAAUGAACUUCUAUCAACAUGUUUAUGUUUCCUUAAUACUGAUGUUCUGCCCUUCAGGGAGAAAACAGCCACCUGAGAAUGAAUACGGGCUUUUUUUUUUUUCCCAAGCAACUACAGAAGUACUAUUACAGUGAUUUGAAGUUAAUGUGAUAGGAAAGGGAGGUGGCUUUUCUCCUUAAAAAAAAAAAAAAAUCCUCGGCUUUAAAUUCACGCUGACUUUAGGGAUGGGCUUUCUUGUUUUAUUCCAGUGUAUUCCACAAGGUGGCACUUGUAGGGAAAAAAAUCUGGCUGACCAAGGCUAAAGACUUUUUUCUAAAGACUUUAUUCUAAGUUUAUUUUUCUGCACGUUUAACUCUUGCCUAGCACUUGUUUUUCAGUAUGACUGAUAGUCUCCACAAUGUUCUAUAACUUAGAAUUUUUAGCCAUUAGCUAGGUUCUGAACAAUUAUUUGCAAAUAAAUUGUGCUUGAUGAAGGAUAAUACACCCAUUUUGAUCAUUUACGUGACUACAGAAAGCCUAGCCAUUCAUUUCUUCAAGAAAUAUUUUUUAAGGUAACUAAUUACCUACCUGGCACUUUUCUAAGUGCCGAAGUUACAAAGACGAACAAGCCUUAUUGCUUAAAAAAAAAAAAAGGCAACCC
This is a messenger RNA of Trichechus manatus latirostris (Florida manatee), 5935 nucleotides long. Its product is annotated as cyclin-dependent kinase 6. Gene Ontology annotation, biological process: protein phosphorylation; intracellular signal transduction. The coding region runs from base 1 to 468 and encodes 155 amino acids. NCBI's taxonomy places the organism in Eukaryota, Metazoa, Chordata, Mammalia, Sirenia, Trichechidae. Gene Ontology annotation, cellular component: cytoplasm; nucleus. The transcript has 5 exons. Gene Ontology annotation, molecular function: ATP binding; protein serine/threonine kinase activity. The record is from RefSeq and is a predicted model, not a curated record.